CGCAGAGAAAUUUCGAGUAGUUGAAUCAAAAAAUUCCAUUUUUGAACUCAACAAUUCAUUAUUGUUAUUUCGAAAAAUAAUUAUAAUUGGAUCAACAAUACUCGCUGUGUGUAGGUCUAGUAUAGUCAGCAAAGAAACCGCCAUUUUGCAAACAUUCAAAAGUUAAAAUGAGUUCGCCGGAAGAACAUGUACAGCAGGAGGUUGCAGUGGAAGAAGUGUCCGCUGAAAUUAUUGAAACCGUCGAUUUGUUAAAUGGAUUUGGGUUAUCGGUGUCGAUAAUUGAGAGCUUUAUCGCUAACGAAUACACCGCUGAAACAUUGCGCAUCAUCGAGCGACGCGAGGUGGAAGAGCUGAUUCCGGUUCCGUUUCUGGCCGAGCGAACUAAAUGUAUCAACGGGUUAAAUACCUGGAGAAAAGCUCAGGGCCUCCCCACGCUGGUAGAUCGUAUACCAUUGCAGUCAAUUUUGCCUUCCACGGAGAACACUGUAACCCGAGAAAACUGCACAGCUGCAUAUUUGCUUGGCUCUUCACCCAAAGGACAACAAAUUAUCCAGCAAUAUAGGGACGAGAAGUUCCUGUCACGAAGCGACAAAAAAAGCAUCACGCAUAUUGUUGUAGAUGAGUUCAAGGAUCGGUUUUCCAAACUGACUCCUACUGAGUUGCUGGAUAGAGCGAUCGAACUGCAUAGACUUUUUCCAAGCGAGCCACAGGAAAUUUGGUAUCAGCCCACAUGGACCAAGGACAGUGCUGGUAAAAAAAUCAAAAUACGUAAACAGGCAAAGGGAAGAUUAUAUGAUCGUAACGUUAAUUAUAAGGAAGCGACGAAAGACAAACCGAUACAGCCAUCAUCAUCGCAACAGCAUCAACAAGCUGAAGGAGGACAUUGUUUUACGGAUCAGCAAGGUAAGCCAAAUCAAAAACUGAAGUGCUUCUCUAUAUUACCAAUAAUAUGCCUCCUGUUAUAGUUGCCGACUUUAAACAAACUAUAAACUGGAUAACUCACAAUCAGGAUGAAUGGGAUGAAGUUAAACAUAAAUGGAAAAAUACAAGUGCACAGAGGAUUUACGAAUUAUUAAAACUCAAAAA
This is a messenger RNA of Topomyia yanbarensis, 1086 nucleotides long. RefSeq lists its product as uncharacterized. The transcript is spliced from 5 exons. NCBI's taxonomy places the organism in Eukaryota, Metazoa, Arthropoda, Insecta, Diptera, Culicidae. Bases 168 to 965 code for a protein of 265 amino acids. The record is from RefSeq and is a predicted model, not a curated record.